CCAGCCAUCGCACAGCCAGUUGAUACAACCAAAUUCAAGAUGACAACCCAGCCAAUGGAUUCCAUGGGACAGUGGAAGAUCACUGUCUGGGAAGAGCAAAACUUCCAGGGAAAACAUUGUGAGUUCAUGCUGGAAUGUCCCAACAUCAUGGAGCGGGGAUUCAACAAGAUCCGAUCCAUUAAGGUAGAAUGUGGACCCUGGGCAGGUUAUGAACACCCAGAAUUCCAGGGACAGCAGUUCAUUCUGGAGAAGGGAGACUAUCCUCGCUGGGAUGCUUGGAGCGGGAAUAGCGGCUACAGGACUGAGCAUCUUCUCUCAUUUCGCCCCAUUAAAUGUGCUAGCCACAGUGACAGUAAGAUCUCCCUGUACGAAAACGAGAACUUCCAGGGCCGCAAGUUUGAACUUUCUGAUGACUACCCAUCCCUGCAGGCCAUGGGUUGGUGCAACAAAGAGGUUGCCUCCCUCAAGGUCCACUCUGGAGCUUGGGUUGGAUACCAGUACCCAGGAUACAGAGGCUACCAGUACAUCUUUGAGAGGGACAGCCACAAUGGAGAAUACAAGAACUACACGGAGUACAGUACCCAGGCACACACCAACCAGCUGCAGUCCAUUCGCAGGGUCCAGCACUAGAUGGUGAAGCAAAUUACAACGAGGGGCGGGGAGAGGCGAACGGCACCAACCUGCCUGUAAAAGAAGGAAACAAACUAAAAAAACAA
Mobula hypostoma (lesser devil ray) is the source of this 716-nucleotide messenger RNA. RefSeq names its product beta-crystallin A2-like. Gene Ontology annotation, biological process: lens development in camera-type eye; visual perception. The transcript has 5 exons. Bases 40 to 630 code for a protein of 196 amino acids. Lineage: Eukaryota; Metazoa; Chordata; Chondrichthyes; Myliobatiformes; Myliobatidae. The record is from RefSeq and is a predicted model, not a curated record. Gene Ontology annotation, molecular function: structural constituent of eye lens.